Messenger RNA from Venustampulla echinocandica, 2262 nucleotides. RefSeq names its product putative positive effector protein GCN20. Gene Ontology annotation, molecular function: ATP hydrolysis activity; ATP binding. The transcript has 3 exons. The record is from RefSeq and is a predicted model, not a curated record. The coding region runs from base 1 to 2262 and encodes 753 amino acids. NCBI's taxonomy places the organism in Eukaryota, Fungi, Ascomycota, Leotiomycetes, Helotiales, Pleuroascaceae.
AUGGAGGCCGAAAUCAAGUCCUUCCUCCCUAAUAUUGACCCUGUAAUCUCAGAGUAUUCAGCUGGAUACCUGACCCACGCCUCCAAUGCAUAUGUUCCUGAUUCCGAGUCCUCCGGGCCAUCGCCUUUAGAAGAAGCGGCGACAUCUAUUACAGCUCUUCUAGUGUCCGCAUCUGGCGAUCAGUCACUAGAAAAUGAGCUCAAGAUCAGCCAGCUGGUGAACAGAUGGGUGGAGAAAUUCAACGCCUCGGGGCAAAAUGGGCGACGACAGCAGGCGUCUUCGGCUGCAAAGCGGCUGGACCAGGCAAUUCAAGUGGGAGCCCAGCGGAACAUGUCAUCUACGUUAGGCGUGUCUACUGGGACUGUCGAUCUCGAGUCGGCAAACACGAGGAAAUUAGAGUCGAAGGUUGACAGGAAGAAGCUGGAGAAAGCGGAACGAAAGCUCGCUGCUAAGCAGAGCAAAAAGACUUAUAAAACUGUCGAAUAUGAGGCCUCCAGGCUACUCAAUCAACCAGAUGAAGCUCAGUCAUACGAAGAAUUUUUCAUGGCUGUUAAUCCUCUGCAGUUGGGAGCAAAUGCCCAAGGACAAAAGAGCAAAGAUAUCAAGCUGGAUGGUAUCGAUGUAUCUAUUGGCGGUUUGAGAAUCUUAACAGACACUAAUUUGACGCUGGCGUACGGAAGAAGGUAUGGUUUGGUGGGUCAGAACGGUAUCGGAAAGUCCACCCUUUUGCGAGCGCUGGCCAGAAGAGAGCUGGCCAUUCCCACCCAUAUUUCUAUUCUCCAUGUGGAGCAAGAGAUUACUGGAGAUGAUACACCAGCUUUACAAGCGGUGCUUGAUGCAGACGUUUGGAGAAAACAUCUGUUGGCUGAGCAGACAAAAAUAAUAAAACAACUAACAGACAUCGAGACGGGACGGUCUUCCAUGGCUGACACCUCUGCGGAUGCAGAGAAGCUCGACCGAGAGCGUGAAGGCCUUGACCAGACUCUUGGUGAUAUUCAAUCCAAGCUGGCAGAGAUGGAGUCUGAUAAAGCCGAACCUCGAGCGGCAUCGAUUCUAGCAGGUCUUGGAUUCUCGGCCGAGCGCCAACAAUUUGCGACCAAGACAUUCUCUGGAGGUUGGCGUAUGCGUCUUGCUCUUGCGAGAGCUCUGUUCUGCGAACCUGAUCUAUUGCUUCUCGAUGAACCGUCGAACAUGUUGGACGUCCCCUCUAUCACUUUCCUGGCCAAUUAUCUCCAAGGUUACCCCAGCACCGUUCUCGUCGUUUCUCACGACAGAGCAUUCUUGAAUGAAGUGGCUACAGAUAUCGUGCACCAACACUCUGAACGCCUCGACUACUACAAGGGCGCAAACUUCGAGUCUUUCUACGCCACCAAAGAAGAGCGCCGCAAGACCGCCAAGAGAGAAUACGAAAACCAAAUGGGUCAGAGGGCACAUCUCCAAGCUUUUAUCGACAAGUUCCGUUACAAUGCUGCUAAAUCCUCGGAAGCCCAAUCCCGUAUCAAGAAGCUGGAGAAGAUGCCCGUCCUCGAAGCUCCCGAGAGCGAAUACACAGUCCACUUCAAAUUCCCAGAGGUGGAGAAACUGUCUCCUCCAAUCGUGCAGAUGACGGAUGUAUCAUUUGGUUACACGAAAGACAACCUGCUUCUCCGCAACGUGGAUCUGGAUGUCCAACUCGACUCUCGAAUCGGUAUUGUCGGGCCCAACGGUGCGGGUAAGACUACGGUGCUGAAACUGCUCAUUGGGAAAUUGUCACCUACGUCUGGUCUCAUUUCACAAAAUCCACGUCUUAGAAUUGGUUUCUUCGCACAACAUCACGUCGACGCUCUCGACUUGACGACCAGCGCUGUGGGCUUCAUGGCCAAGACCUACCCUGGCAAGCAAGAUGAGGAGUACCGUCGACAUCUUGGUGCAUUCGGUAUCACAGGCAUGACUGGCCUGCAGAAGAUGGAGUUCCUCUCUGGAGGACAGAAAUCCCGUGUUGCGUUCGCCUGUCUCUCGUUGCAAAAUCCGCAUAUCCUCGUACUCGACGAACCGUCCAAUCACUUGGAUAUUGAAGCGAUGGACGCGCUUAGUAGCGCACUGGGGGCAUUCCAGGGUGGUGUGUUGAUGGUCAGUCACGACGUGACGAUGUUGCAGACGGUGUGUAAGAGUCUUUGGGUUUGCGAUAAUGGGACGGUGGAGAAGUUCCCAGGCGAUGUGCAGGCUUAUAAGAAGCGGAUUACCGCGCAGGCGGAUGCUAGUGGUGUUGUGCAGGCUCAUUAG